AUGGUUAACACUUUCAUAUUUCUACUACAUAUACUGCCGAAUAUUGUUGGUCUUUUUCUUAAUGCUGUACUUUUCGUCCUAGCCCGAUACCGUAGUCCACAUACGAUUAAAAAAUACUCGGUGCUCAUAUUGAAUUUUGCCGUAUGCGAUUUUUUCGCCUGUUUGACGUCAUUAUUCGUUUGUCAGAGGAUUAUACCAUGCGGCACAUCACUUUUCUAUUGCUCCGAGGGACCAUGCCAAUAUUUCGGCGCACGUGUCUGCUACGUUUGCUACAGUGUAAUGCUACAUUUAUACGCUCAUACAUUAUACAGUAUGCUACUGUCGUUCUCCUUUCGAUACUAUAUACUGAACUAUCGAUCACCGACACGAAGUACAUUAAAACUGAUAAUAUUGCUCAUCUACAUCCCGUCUUUUAUCCAAAUGGUAGCGUUCAGCUUCGCCGACGAUCCUCCCGAGCAGGUGGAACCGCUGUUUCAAGCGAAGUAUCCUCAUUAUAAUUUAACUGGUCAAACGAUUACUGGUAAUAUAAAUGUGUUUGAAUGGAAAGCGCUUGGCACAAUUCUACAUAUGACGUUACCGAUAACACCGGUCUACUUUUGUAUUCUCGUGCUAAGACGUAAAAUUAUCUGCUAUUUAAAUAUGGCAAUUAUGUCGACGAAAACAAAACUUCUUCACCAUCAACUUCUGACGGCUCUUUCAUGGCAAGCAUGUCUCCCACUGUUCUAUCUUUACAGUGUGUUAUCGUACGCUCUUGGUCAAUUAGGCGUCUAUCACCAUCCAUAUAUGGAGCAUUCGACGUUCAUUUCAGUCGGUUUCAUUCCUGCGUUAAGUCCCCUCGCUUCACUUUAUUUUGUUCGUCCAUAUCGUGAAUGUAUCCGGAAAUUUUUCCUCUGUUCAAAGAAAAGAUCACGAUCUCUUAAAGAAACUUCUGAAUAUUUGAAAUCAUCACAUUCCUCGAAAUUCUUUCAUUUAUAA
This is a messenger RNA of Necator americanus (New World hookworm), 975 nucleotides long. RefSeq lists its product as uncharacterized. The record is from RefSeq and is a predicted model, not a curated record. Lineage: Eukaryota; Metazoa; Nematoda; Chromadorea; Rhabditida; Ancylostomatidae. The transcript is spliced from 5 exons. Bases 1 to 975 code for a protein of 324 amino acids.